CUCUCUCACUCCAGAAACAUACGUCAAUCAUUUACAUUAUGUAGUUCAUUUAUUAAUCUUAAAUGUAUUUUUUUUUUCCAUUUUCCUUUUCUUGAUUACAUAUGCUCAACUUUUUAGCUCAGUCUUUUUUGAUGUUCCCAUUUACAUAGUUCUUGUUAACUUUUUUCAUCAAAGAACAAGAUUUAGUGUAAUGUGUACUAGAUUUUUCAUCUUUUUUCUUUGGUUUGCUAUUUUUCUUCUCAUAAAUGGCACCCAAGCACAACCAGGUUUUGUAAGUAUAGAUUGUGGAGGCAAAGACAACUUCACAGAUGAACUUGGUCUCGAAUGGACUCCCGAUACUCAAAUGAUUAGCGGAGAUAUAGCUAGUAUCUCUGUAGCAAAUGAGACGAGGACACAAUAUAUGGCCUUGAGAUACUUUCCAGCUGAUAACAGAAAGUAUUGCUAUACACUUAAUGUGAUUCCCAGAAACAGGUACCUUGUAAGAGCAACUUUUCUGUAUGGAAACUUUGAUAACAACAAUGUUUACCCAAAGUUUGACAUCUCACUCGGGGCAACUCAUUGGGCCACAAUAGUAAUUUCUGAUGCUAAUACAAUGGAGUACCAAGAGUUAAUAUUUCUAGCCAAGGAACCUUCCGUAAGUGUCUGUUUAUCCAAUGCAACUACUGGCCAGCCCUUCAUUUCAACACUUGAGCUCCGGCAUUUUAAUGGUUCAAUAUAUUUGACUGACUAUGAGAACGAGUUUUUCAUGAGCGUUUCUGCAAGGAUAAAUUUUGGUGCUCAGAGUGAUGAUCCUGUUAGGUACCCUGAUGACCCAUUCGAUAGAAUAUGGGUGUCUGACACCAUAAAAAAAGCCAACUACCUUGUUGAUGUUGCUGCUGGUACUGAAAGAGUUUCAACAAAAAUGCCAAUUGAUGUGAACACUGUAAAUGGUGAAAUGCCUCCUCAGAAAGCAAUGCAAACAGCUGUAGUAGGAAAAAAUGGCUCGUUAACUUAUCGUCUGAACCUUGAUGGUUUCCCUGGUUUUGGUUGGGCAUUCACCUAUUUUGCUGAAAUUGAGGAUUUGGGUCCUAGUAAUAGUAGGAAAUUCCGGUUAGUCCUCCCUGGAGCUCCUGAUGUCAGUAAAGCUGCAGUUAAUAUCCAAGAGAAUGCCCAUGGGAAAUAUCGUUUAUAUGAGCCGGGCUACUUCAACUUAUCCUUACCCUUUGUAUUAUCUUUUCGUUUCGGGAAGACAUCUGACUCCACCUUGGGGCCUCUCUUGAAUGCUAUGGAAAUAAACAGAUAUGUGAAAAGAAUUGAUGGCUCUUUAGAUGGACCAGUUAUUUCCAGUUUAAUCUCGCAUUACGCUUCUGCCAAUUGGACAAAUGAAGGUGGUGACCCAUGCUUACCGGUCCCAUGGUCCUGGAUCCGUUGUGACUCAGAUAUCAGACCAAGAAUAACAUCAAUUAAAUUGUCCGGACAAAAUUUGACUGGAAAUAUUCCGUCGGAGUUGACAAAGUUGAGCAGCUUAGUUGAACUCUGGCUGGAUGGGAAUUCACUUACUGGUCCAAUACCCGAUUUUAGUGGAUGUCCUAACUUACAGAUAAUACAUCUUGAGAACAAUCAGUUGAGUGGACAGCUUCCUUCCACCUUAGCAGACCUAGCAAAUUUGAAAGAACUGUACGUGCAGAACAACAUGCUAACCGGAAGUGUGCCAUCUGGUCUUCUUGAUAACGGUCUGAUUUUGAACUAUACUGGAAACGUUAAUCUUCGCAAAGGAGAAAGCAGUCGGAGCCAUAAGAAAAUCAUCAUAGGAUCAUCAGUAGGUGCUUCUGCUCUUCUUCUUGCUACCAUUGCCUCUUGCAUACUACUGCAAAAAGGAAAAAAAAGCUCUCCUAAGCAAGCAGGCCACAUCGAAAUGAAUUUACCUCCUCAAAGGUUUGUCUCUUCCUUGGGAGAUGCUGCAACAGAAGCGGCACACUGCUUUACGUUAGCUGAACUUGAAGAAGCGACCAGGAACUUUGAAAAGAAGGUUGGAUCAGGGGGGUUUGGAAUUGUAUAUUAUGGGAAAUUAAAGGACGGGAAGGAGAUUGCUGUCAAACUUCUAACAAAUAAUUCCUUUCAGGGGAAGCGAGAGUUCUCAAAUGAGGUCGCUCUGCUUUCAAGAAUACAUCACAGAAACCUCGUACAGUUUCUGGGAUUUUGCCAGGAAGACGGGAAGAGUGUCCUUGUGUAUGAAUUCAUGCAUAUGGGAACUUUGAAAGAACACCUCUAUGGUCCUCAAUUACCUGAUCGAAGUAUGAAUUGGAUCAGGCGCCUUGAGAUUGCUGAAGAUGCUGCAAAAGGAAUCGAAUAUCUUCACACAGGAUGUGUCCCAUCCAUCAUCCAUAGAGAUGUAAAAACUAGCAAUAUUCUGCUUGACACGAAUAUGAGAGCGAAGGUUUCAGAUUUUGGUCUCUCCAAACUUGCAGUAGAUGGAGCCUCUCAUGUGUCAAGCAUAGUCCGUGGAACUGUAGGAUAUCUGGAUCCCGAAUAUUACAUUUCACAGCAGUUGACGGACAAAAGUGACGUUUACAGUUUUGGCGUCAUUCUCUUGGAGCUAAUAUCUGGUCAAGAAGCAAUAUCUAAUGAAAAAUUUGGUGUCAAUUGCCGUAAUAUUGUCCAAUGGGCGAAACUACACAUUGAAAGUGGGGACAUUCAGGGCAUUAUCGACCCCGCUUUACACAACGACUAUGACAUCCAAUCAAUUUGGAAGAUAGCUGAGAAAGCUUUGAUGUGCGUCCAACCCCAUGGGAGCAUGAGACCUUCGAUCUCAGAAGUUAUCAAGGAAAUCCAGGAUGCAAUUGCAAUCGAAAGAGGGGCAGAAGCAGUAAGGGAAGGUAGUUCUGAUGAUAUAUCAAGGCAUUCGAUGCAUUCCUCCCUACACGCAGGUUCAAUGGACUUAGGUGCAAGUGACCAUUACUUGUCCAUUGAUGAAUCUAUCACGAGACCAACAGCUCGAUAAGUUUUUGUUCAUAUGACUGUAGGAUUUUGUUCAUAAAAUGACCAUUAAUUUGUGUUAUUUCUAAUUCAUUUUGCUCUAUUCACGUAUUUAUCGAUGGCUAGGAUUACACGAUUGAUGUUAUUGAUACCUUUUGUUAGAAACAAAACCUUUUUUACAUUGUGUAAAGGCAGGUUGUUGAGCCUAGUGUUAAUUUUACAUUUUUUUUAGAACCAAGAGAAAAAAGUGUAAGCAAUUCUAUACU
Molecule: messenger RNA, 3221 nt
Organism: Lycium barbarum (goji berry)
Lineage: Eukaryota; Viridiplantae; Streptophyta; Magnoliopsida; Solanales; Solanaceae
Product: probable LRR receptor-like serine/threonine-protein kinase At1g67720
Exons: 15
Coding region: 191-2980 (929 amino acids)
Biological process (GO): protein phosphorylation
Molecular function (GO): protein binding; ATP binding; protein kinase activity
Source: RefSeq, a predicted model, not a curated record